AUGGCAAAUGAACCAGUGAUUCUGAAUGUUUAUGACAUGUACUGGAUAAAUGAAUACACCUCCACCUUGGGGAUUGGUGUCUUCCACUCUGGCAUCGAGAUCUACGGCAGAGAAUCCAUCGCCUUGGGCACCACAGACUUCACAGAGGAGGACGUGGAUAAAAUUAUGGAAGAGCUGGGGAAGGAGUAUAAAGGAAAUGCGUACCACCUGAUGCACAAGAACUGUAAUCACUUCUCUGCUGCUCUGGCUGAGAUACUGUGUGGGAAAGAGAUCCCGCGCUGGGUGAACCGCUUGGCCUACUUCAGCUCGUGCAUCCCCUUCCUCCAGAGCUGCCUUCCCAAGGAGUGGCUGACCCCAGCAGCCCUGCAAAGCCACAUCAGCCUGGGCCUCCACAAGGAAGAGCAGGGGGACACAACGGAUGAGGAGUCCCCCUCCACGUCGGCAACCCCCUCAGCCUCAGGCUCAUCUCGAACCUGUAGACAUACCCGGGUCUAA
This is a messenger RNA of Indicator indicator, 495 nucleotides long. Its product is annotated as deubiquitinase DESI2-like. Gene Ontology annotation, biological process: protein deubiquitination. The transcript has 4 exons. Gene Ontology annotation, molecular function: deubiquitinase activity. The coding region runs from base 1 to 495 and encodes 164 amino acids. NCBI's taxonomy places the organism in Eukaryota, Metazoa, Chordata, Aves, Piciformes, Indicatoridae. The record is from RefSeq and is a predicted model, not a curated record.